Messenger RNA from Arachis ipaensis, 1026 nucleotides. NCBI's taxonomy places the organism in Eukaryota, Viridiplantae, Streptophyta, Magnoliopsida, Fabales, Fabaceae. The record is from RefSeq and is a predicted model, not a curated record.
AUGGAGAGAAACUUCGUUGCUGGGGCUUUUAUAGACUCCCAACUGAUCCCUGGAACGGAAGAUCACUUCCUUGGUACCGAGCUUGUGGGGCAGGCGAGGUGGAUGUACCGAACGCUUCUCUGCGGAGCUAUCAUAGCUCGGAAGGCUGAGUUCGAGUUGUCGGGGAUGCAGUCACUGCGCAGGAAGCUCGAAAUUGCUGCCAAGGCCAACAAUGAACUCAAAGCCCAAUUUGAAACGCUUCAGGAGCAGUUGUUUGAGGCGGGGAAAAAGCUUAAGGCUGCUGAGGAGAAAACUGCAUCCACCGAGGAGAAGCUGAAGGCCUCCAAUGACACUGUGUCCCGUUUAACCGAGCAGGAGAUGACUCUGGAAAGCCAACUUAAUGCCGCGCAAGGUCAGGUGGUGGCUUUGGAGAAAGAGCGUGACGUGGCCGUCUCGUCGGCUAAAGCCGCUCAAGCUGAGGUUGAGGAGCUUAAGAAGAAGCAUAAGGUGACCAGAGAGCAGGGAAAGAAUGCGAUCUUCAUGACUGAGGAGGCCCUUAUCGAGUUGGCGGGGAUGCAGUCGCUGCACAGGAAGCUCGAGUCUGCUGUCCAGGCCAAUAACGAAUUCAAAACUCAAGUUGAAACUCUUCAGGAGCAAUUGUCUGAGACGGGGAAGAAACUAAAGGCUGCUAAGGAGAAGGCCGCGUCUGCCGAGGAGAAGUUGAAGGCCUUCGAUGAGACCGUGUCCCGUUUAACCGAGCGGGAGAUGACUCUGGAGAGCCAACUUAAUGUCGCACAAGGUCUGGUAGUGGCUUUGGAAAAAGAGCGUGACGUGGCCGUCUCGUCGGCUAAGGCCACUCAAGCUGAGGUUGAGGAGCUUAAGAAGAAGCAUAAGGUGACCAGAGAGCAGGGAAAGAAUGCGAUCUUCAUGACUGAGGAGGCCCUUAAGGCCCAGGUGAAGAUCGUGGCUCCCGAUUUCGACACGUCGGCAAUUGGAGUUUUCAAGACGAUCAAGGAUGGCAAGAUUGUUGACAUGCCCAAAAAAUGA